ACGAAGGGCAGGUAGUGUCUGCAGAAAGCGGCAGGCAGAUGGGUGAUAGGGAGGCGGUGGUCCUUGAGGCCCUGGGCCGGUGUGGGCUCCGGAGCGUGAAGAGAGCCUGGGUGGAGUCUGUCUGGGAUUUGGACUUCACGGAGACAGAGCCUCUGGACCCUCGGGUGGAAGCAGAAAUCGUAGAGAAUGGCCUUGAAGUGUUUAACAACCUGUAUGAGAGCCUCCUGCCUUUUGCUUCUGAAGAUCAGGAGAACACGCGGAGCGCCUGGGUCAUGUUCUCCGAGAAUGACAUUUGCCGGAACUCUCUGGUGGCCGUUCUCUAUCACUUCAUCCAGACGGGAGAGAAGAAGGCAGCAGGGGCCAUGCUGAGAAUGCUGGGCCUCAGUGCGGCUGGGUUGUAUUUCCUUCUGCUGGAAAUCCCAGGCAGUGUUGUCAAUCAGGUAUUUCACCCUGUCCUGUUUGACAAAUGUGUGAGCUGCCUGGAAAAGUGCUGGCCCCAGGACCCAGAGUCCAGCCGGAAAAGGAAGAAAGACACCGUGAAGAGCUCUCAGGGGGACAAUCGUGGGGGAAGGAAGCGACCAAGGCCGCCCCGACGGGAUGACACCGAGAUGAAUGACUUCUCGGACGGGGAGCAGGAUGAGGAGGCAGUCUACUUUUCCACCAAUGACCUGAUGAAUAUCCGAGACUCCAUUGUCCUCCUGCUUAAGAACUUUCUGCGACUUCUACCGAAGUUCUCCCUGAAAGACAAGCCGCAGAGUGUGACGCACUGUAUGCAGACCUUCAUAAAUCUCACCAGCUUUGAGACUGUCCCAGUGGAACUGGCGUUUUCAGAUUCCAUUCCGCUUGACCGGAUGAAGUAUGUGCCGCAGCUGGCUUACCAUGGCUUGUGGUUACUAUGUCUACCCAUACACGGGGAAGGCAAUCAGACUCUCCGCCGUCUUUUCCAACGCCUGCUGAGCGUCAUUAUUAUGGUGAAAGGAGGUGAAGGAACGAAUGCUGCCAUUCUUGCCGUCACUGCUCCAGUCACUGGUGCCAGGAACCAGGCAGUUCGAUUUGUCAGUUUCCUAGUGGAUGAAUUGAAAGAAAUAUCAUUCCCUGUUCUCCGGAUCUUAUUACAGCAUAUAUGUACGAAGGUCCCAGAUAAGUCUGAAUACAGGGUGUCUGCCGCCCAAGCUCUGGUGAAAUUACUAGAGAAGCUUCCAAACCCAGAAUAUGCCUCCUUCAUAGAAUGGUUGUACAAAUACUCCAGGAACUCAAAGAUCUCAUAUAGAGUGUUUGCUCAUGUCACCGUUGCUCUGCUUGAGCUGCCGGAGAGGCCAGUCGAUGCUUCAUUUCCACUAGAGCAGCUGAAGUUUCUACAACACAAGUUCCUGCUGCAGGCCAUGGUGUUCGACCGCUGUUCUGACAAAGCUCCAACUGUGCGCAGUAAAGCGCUCUCAUGCCUGGCGCAGUGUCUAGAUAAAAACGCCACAUCUGUGUCCGAAGGAAUCUCUGAGUUGCUGCAAGGCAGCAGUUGCCGCACUAUUUCGGCAACCACAGUCACUGCUGAGAGUACAGUCAAUGGCACGGAAGCUUCUACCCGCAAGACUAUUGGUGCUCUGAGGACCAUUGAAGUGACAGAUGACGGUGACCCCAUGGGGGCUGAUGGAAAGGAUACGUUGGAAAUGCUGCGGCUAAGAGCUGGAGAUGAGAAGACUAAUGUGAGGAAAUCUGCGCUGCAGGUCUUGGUGAACAUCCUGAAGUACAACCUGAUCCCCUGCAGCUCAGAUGAUCUCGCCACCCUGCAAGACCGAUGCAGAGACCCUGCAGUGUCUGUGCGAAAGCAGGCUCUGACCUCCCUGACGGAGCUCCUGCAGGCCCAACCGCACAGUGUGUUGGUGCAGAAAGCCUGGCUUACUGGGCUGAUCCCAGUUGUGCUGGAUACAGAGUCUUCCAUCCAGGAGAAAACCUUGGAGUGCCUGGACCAACUCAUCCUGCAGGGCAUCAAACAUUACAACCGCUACAGAGAUGAUGACGAGAAGCAGAAACUGACCUGGAACCUUCUGCAUCUACUCAUCACAGAGAGUCAGGACCUCGGCCGGUAUCUGACUAAAGCGUUUCACCUAUGGGCAAAGCAGGAUAAGUUUUCUUCUACUUUAAUCAACAAUUUGAUCUCUCACACGGAGACGGAGCACUCGGCCUCAGCCUGGAUGGUUCUUGCUAAGGUUGCUGGGUCUUCGCCAAAACUGGAUUACACCAAAAUCCUGAAUGCCUGGGACCAGGUGAGAAGAGAGACGGAAGCAAGCUCCAGCGCCACCACCGGGCACAUUCUGUGUGUGAUCGGCCACGUUGCGAAACAUCUCCCUGCAGACAGGAGAACGUUCCUGAUUGAUGAUGUAAAGUCCUGGCUGAAAGAGUUUAAGUGUCCAUCAGAGAUUAUAAGUCCAGCGAUAGAGGCUCUGCAGAAGCUGUGCUACGGUCACCUGGACUCGCCUGAAGCAGUGCAGGAUUUGCUUAAUGAUGUGUGCGGAGAUUUGGUGUCGGUUUGUGAAGAGCACAUCUCCUCUGUCGUGAUGGCCGAUAGCCAGCAUAUUCAGUUUGAUCAGGACUUAAUGGUCCGAUAUCUCUUUACUCUGGGUGAAGCUGCUCAGCUUUGUCCAGCACGUGUAGGGAAACAAGUCAUGCUUCUGGUUCAGUCUAUCCUGGCAUCUGUGCAUCAAGAACAGGACUCCAGUGUCCCUGACAAUGAUGGUGUUCCAGAGUCCCAAUCACAGUCUCAACCACAAUCUCAACCACUGUCCCAGUUCAGAGGGUCCACUAUGCCACCUCUGCUCCGAGCGCAUGCCUUCAUAACACUUGGAAAGUUGUGUCUCCAGCAUGAAGACCUUGCUAAGAAGUGUAUACCUGCCCUUGCUCGAGAACUUGAAGUAUCUAAUGACCUUGCCAUCCGGAACAAUGUGAUCAUUGUCAUCUGUGACCUGUGCAUUCGGUACACCACCAUGGUGGACAGAUAUAUCCCUAAUGUGUCUGUGUGUCUCAAGGACAGAGAUCCUUUCAUCCGGAAACAGACACUGAUCAUGCUGACCAACCUUCUUCAGGAAGAGUUUGUAAAGUGGAAGGGCUCCCUGUUCUUCCACUUUGUCAGUGUCCUGGUGGACCCAGACCCGGAUAUUGCCAAGUUUGCAGAAUUCUGCUUGGUUCACCUUCUUCUGAAAAGAAACCCAGUCAUGUUCUCUCAGCAUUUUAUUGAAUGCAUUUUUCACUUUACUUCUUACGAAAAACACGACAAGUACAACAAGUUUUCACAGACCGAGAGGGAGAGGAAGCUGUUCUCCCUGAAAGGAAAGGAGAACAAGGAGAAACGCAUAAAAAUCUACAAAUUCCUGCUGGAGCACUUUACAGACGAGCAAAGGUUCAGUCUGACUACAAAGAUAAGCCAGAAUGUUUUAGCUUGCUUUGUGGAUGGCGUGUUACCAAUUGACAUUGAAGCCAAUGAACUGCUAUCCGACAUCUUUGAAAUCAUGAGCUGCAAGGAGAUCAAGUUAUCUGCAAUGAGGUCAAAACCAGGGGAGGAGACUGUUGGAGGAGACGACGAUGAAAUGGCUAUGGCUAAUGCUGUAAUGCAAGUGGCACAAAAGAAACUAAUUUCCCAGGUCCAAAAGAAAAACUUUGUAGAAAACAUCAUCCCCAUUAUUUCAUCUCUGAAGGGCUUAUUGGAGCAGCAGAGGAUCCCUGCAUUGCGGGACCUCAUGAAUUACUUGCGGGAGAUGAUGCAGGAUUACCGAGAUGAGAUCAAAGAUUUCUUUGCUGCCGAUAAACAGUUGGCAGCAGAGCUGGAGUACGACAUGAAAAAGUACGAGGAGCAGCUGGAGAGGGAACAAAACGAGCAGAACAAUGUGAAUUCUUCCACCGCUGCUGCAUCUAGCAGUCCACAGGCCUCUGCUGCCAGUGGUUCACCCCAAACCCCAACUGCUCAUCGGUCCCCUCUCCAUACUAUAGGCGAGGUACCUGGAGGGACUCCCUCUACACCCAUUACAACACCCAGGGUUGGCAUCCUUGCUGGCCAGGUUUCUCGUCCAAGGCAAAAGUCCCUCAGCACUCUCGCCAUCCUUAAUUCUGCAAGGAAAACAGUGGAAAACUUAAGGAAGGAGAGGAGCAAGAGCAUUGGGGCGAAUCCAUCAACACCACCCCCAUCCAGCAGCAACAGCAGUAAGCUGGUCUCAUUCCGCAGCUCCGAUCAGCAAUCUAAUACGUCACUUGACGAAAGAGCGAUCAGUACUCCAGAACGAACUAUUAAUAAUGUAACUUUUGGAGCCGGAGUAAGUUACAUUAGUGCAAACCAAACGCCAACCUCUGAAAGAAGUCUAAACCCCUCACAUAGGCAAAAGCAAGAUGUCCUGUGUGUCAUGUCUCCAGACGAGCCAGCGCCGCAACCACGAAAGUGGAACGUGGAGUCGCCAGUGCAGAGAAGAAGUACCAGGCGGCAGCCAUCGGGGCGAGCUCCACUCAAACCAGCCAACUAGACGGAGGGGUGUGGGUGCUUUGGCUGAUGCACUAACAGUCACCUUUUCUGUACAUAUUUCUAUGUAUGACACUGCUGAACUCUUUGUAUAAUAUUGCACUUAUCCUGUAAACCAUGUUGCUAAACUUUUUAAUUACACCCUCUCCCCUCAUUUUAUAUAUAAAUGUUCAGAGCUGGAGCCAAAUUCUUGUAAUCACUUUAUAAUACCAUCUGCUUAUUAAAAGGCUUUAUUGU
Bufo bufo (common toad) is the source of this 4735-nucleotide messenger RNA. It is a transcript of the gene NCAPD3, whose product is annotated as non-SMC condensin II complex subunit D3. NCBI's taxonomy places the organism in Eukaryota, Metazoa, Chordata, Amphibia, Anura, Bufonidae. The record is from RefSeq and is a predicted model, not a curated record. Gene Ontology annotation, molecular function: histone binding. Gene Ontology annotation, cellular component: condensed chromosome, centromeric region; condensin complex. Gene Ontology annotation, biological process: meiotic chromosome condensation; mitotic chromosome condensation.